GGCGCAGCGAGCGCGGUGUCACGUGACGUGCGUGGCGACGUGUCGGCCAUCUUGUGUUGUUGAGGCUGAAGACUGACUUGGGUUCUGUGAGACUCCCUGCCCCGGACCGCAGUGUUAAAAGGAUCUGAACAAAGUCUGCUCAGACCUCCUGCUGUGAACCAGCAGAACUUUUGAACAGGUUUCUUCGCAUCAGUCUGUUGUAAAAAUACGGAAAAGGAUGGCAGCGGAAACGCAGACACUGAACUUUGGGCCUGAAUGGCUACGAGCUCUGUCCAGUGGUGGGAGUAUUACAUCCCCUCCUCUUUCUCCAGCACUGCCGAAGUAUAAAUUAGCAGACUAUCGUUAUGGCAGAGAAGAAAUGUUAGCACUUUUCCUUAAAGACAACAAGAUACCUUCAGACCUACUGGAUAAAGAAUUUCUGCCUAUUCUACAGGAGGAGCCCCUGCCGCCAUUAGCUCUUGUACCCUUUACGGAGGAAGAACAGAGAAACUUUUCCAUGUCUGUAAAUAGCGCGGCUGUCCUGCGAUUGACGGGACGAGGAGGAGGAGGCACAGUGGUGGGGGCUCCUAGAGGUCGAAGUUCCUCAAGAGGGCGAGGCAGAGGCAGAGGUGAAUGUGGUUUUUACCAAAGAAGUUUUGACGAGGUGGAGGGCGUGUUUGGCCGAGGAGGUGGCAGGGAGAUGCAUAGAUCGCAGAGUUGGGAGGAGAGGGGUGACAGACGUUUUGAAAAACCAGGACGAAAAGAUGUAGGGAGACCAAAUUUUGAGGAAGGUGGACCAACAUCAGUGGGGAGAAAGCAUGAAUUCAUACGAUCAGAAAGUGAAAAUUGGCGUAUCUUUAGAGAGGAACAAAAUGGAGAAGAUGAAGAUGGAGGUUGGCGACUAGCUGGAUCAAGAAGGGAUGGAGAGAGGUGGCGGCCUCACAGUCCUGGCUGGCGAGAACACAUGGAACGGCGGCGAAGGUUUGAGUUUGACUUUAGAGAUCGGGACGAUGAGCGGGGUUAUCGAAGAGUGCGCUCUGGCAGCGGGAGCAUAGACGAUGACAGGGACAGCUUGCCUGAGUGGUGCUUAGAAGAUGCAGAAGAAGAAAUGGGCACAUUUGACUCAUCUGGGGCAUUCCUUUCUCUAAAGAAAGUGCAGAAGGAGCCUAUUCCGGAAGAGCAGGAGAUGGACUUCCGACCUGUGGAAGAAGGGGAGGAGUGCUCUGACUCUGAGGGUAGCCAUAAUGAAGAAGCCAAAGAACCCGAUAAGACAAAUAAGAAAGAAGGAGAGAAAACAGAUAGAGUAGGAGUUGAAGUUAGUGAAGAAGCCCCUCAAACCUCUUCAUCAUGUGCUAGGCCAGGUACUCCUUCAGACCAUCAGCCUCAGGAAACACCACAGUUCGAGAGGAAAGAGGAACCCAAAACUGAGCAAACGGAAAAAGCUGAAGAGGAGAGUCGAACAGAAAAUAGCUUAUCAACCCAAGUGCCCAACAGAGGGGAUGAAAUGGUUCCUGAUGUCCAACAGCCCCUGUCACAGAUUCCUUCAGAUACAGCCUCUCCUCUUCUCAUACUUCCGCCUCCUGUUCCCAAUCCUAGCCCUACCCUCCGGCCAGUUGAAACGCCGGUCGUCGGUGCUCCUGGUAUGGGCAGUGUUUCCACAGAGCCAGAUGAUGAAGAGGGCCUCAAACAUUUGGAGCAGCAAGCUGAGAAGAUGGUGGCUUAUCUCCAAGACAGUGCACUAGAUGAUGAGAAACUGGCAUCAAAACUGCAAGAGCACAGAGCAAAAGGGGUCUCGGUCCCGCUGAUCCACGAAGCGAUGCAGAAGUGGUAUUAUAAAGACCCCCAAGGGGAAGUUCAGGGUCCCUUCAAUAACCAGGAGAUGGCGGAGUGGUUUCAGGCGGGCUAUUUUACCAUGUCUCUAUUGGUGAAGAGAGCAUGUGAUGAAAGCUUCCAGCCUCUUGGUGAUAUCAUGAAAAUGUGGGGAAGAGUUCCCUUCUCGCCCGGCCCAGCACCCCCUCCUCACUUGGGAGAGUUGGACCAGGAACGACUGUCCCGCCAGCAGGAGCUCACAGCCUUGUACCAGAUGCAGCACCUCCAGUACCAGCAGUUCUUAAUACAACAACAAUAUGCACAGGUUUUGGCUCAACAACAGAAAGCAGCCCUGUCUUCUCAGCAGCAGCAGCAGUUGGCGCUUCUCCUUCAGGCUCUGAAGAUGAGAAUAUCUGAUCAGAACAUCAUUUCCUCAGUAACUAGGUCUGUGACAGUGCCAGAUAAUGGCUCUAUCUGGGAGCUUCAGCCAACAGCCUCACAGCCUACAGUUUGGGAAGGCGGCAGUGUGUGGGAUCUUCCCCUGGACACCACAACUCCAGGACCUGCCCUGGAGCAGCUUCAGCAGAUGGAGAAGGCCAAAGCUGCAAAGCUGGAACAGGAGAGGAGAGAGGCAGAAAUGCGGGCCAAACGGGAAGAGGAGGAGCGCAAGCGUCAAGAGGAACUCCGGAGACAACAGGAGGAACUUCUUCGGAGACAGCAGGAGGAGGAGAGGAAAAGGCGGGAGGAAGAGGAGCUUGCCCGAAGGAAACAGGAAGAGGCUCUGCGACGCCAGAGGGAGCAAGAAAUUGCAUUAAGGCGGCAGCGAGAAGAGGAAGAGCGGCAGCAACAAGAAGAAGCGCUGAGGAGACUGGAGGAGAGGCGGAGAGAAGAGGAGGAAAGGCGGAAGCAGGAAGAGUUGUUACGCAAGCAGGAAGAGGAGGCUGCAAAAUGGGCCCGGGAAGAAGAAGAAGCUCAGCGCCGAUUAGAGGAAAACCGUCUCCGGGUGGAAGAGGAGGCAGCCCGCCUGCGACACGAGGAGGAGGAGCGGAAGAGGAAGGAGCUGGAGCUGCAGCGCCAGAAGGAGCUGAUGCGCCAGAGGCAGCAGCAGCAGCAGCAGGAGGCGCUCCGCAGGUUGCAGCAGCAGCAGCAGCAGCAGCAGCUGGCCCAGAUGAAGCUUCCCUCCUCUUCAACGUGGGGCCAGCAGUCCAAUACAGCAGCAUGUCAGUCCCAGGCAACCCUGUCAUUGGCUGAAAUCCAAAAACUAGAAGAAGAAAGAGAACGGCAGCUUCGAGAAGAGCAGCAAAGGCGCCAGCAGAGGGAGCUGAUGAAAGCGCUCCAGCAGCAGCAGCAGCAGCAGCAGCAGAAACUGUCAGGUUGGGGCAAUGUCAGCAAGCCCGCGGGCACCACAAAAUCCCUUCUGGAGAUACAGCAGGAGGAGGUCCGGCAGAUGCAGAAGCAGCAGCAGCAGCAGCAGCAGCAGCACCAGCAGCAGCAGCCCAGUAGGGCCCGGAAUAGCGCGCAUUCCAACCUGCACACCAGCAUUGGGAAUUCUGUUUGGGGCUCGAUAAAUACAGGUCCCCCGAACCAGUGGGCAUCAGACCUGGUCAGUAGUAUCUGGAGUAAUGCGGACACGAAAAACUCCAACAUGGGAUUCUGGGAUGAUGCAGUGAAAGAAGUGGGACCUAGGAAUUCAACAAAUAAAAAUAAAAACGCCAGUCUCAGUAAAUCUGUAGGUGUGUCUAACCGGCAGCAUAAGAAAGUGGAAGAAGAAGAAAAGUUGCUGAAGCUCUUUCAGGGAGUAAAUAAAGUCCAGGAUGGAUUCACCCAGUGGUGUGAACAGAUGCUUCAUGCCCUCAACACGGCAAAUAACCUGGAUGUUCCCACGUUUGUUUCUUUCCUGAAAGAAGUAGAAUCUCCUUAUGAAGUCCAUGAUUAUAUCAGGGCCUAUUUAGGAGAUACUUCUGAGGCCAAGGAGUUUGCCAAGCAGUUCCUCGAGCGCCGUGCCAAACAGAAGGCCAGCCAGCAGCGUCAGCAGCAGCAGCCGCAGCCGCCGCAGGUGCAGCCGCAGCCGCCGCCGCAGGACCCUGUGUGGGGGGUGAACCACAGUACACUCCAUUCAGUAUUUCAAACCAAUCAAAGCAACAACCAACAAUCCAACUUUGAGGCUGUACAAAGUGGCAAGAAGAAGAAAAAGCAGAAGAUGGUGCGAGCAGAUCCCAGUUUAUUAGGUUUUUCAGUAAAUGCAUCAUCGGAGCGGCUCAACAUGGGCGAGAUCGAGACUUUGGAUGACUACUGAGCACCUCCAGUGGACUGGCCUUCCUCUCCUGUCUGCCGACCGUGGUUCCUCCACCUCUGGACACAACACUCACUCUCCAUUCGCUCUAUACCACUCUGCAGCAGAUCACAGAACCCAUCAUCUCAGGCUUUUUCUUCUGGCCCUUUUUGUCCAAGAUUCUUUAAACAGUUUUUGUUGGUGAGCAUCUCAGACUGUAGCUAAGUGGACCAGACUAUGUGUCUCGGGGGUGGCAGUUGGGAGGCCUCCCCAACAAGGCUGGUUUUGGGCAGCACGUGUUUCCUGUGCCGUGAUUUCCUCGACUGUCUCUGAGAGAGUGUGGGGAUCUGCCGGUAGCAGCUUGCCUUCUCUUGUCACUUUUCUUCUCCUCCUCUCUCCCUCCUUAAGGGCAAGGGGGCCUGACUGGUGCAAUCAUGAAGAGCGUUAAUGGUCGGUAGACCUUGGUCAGUCCACAGCGCCCAAGGACUGUGGUGGGAGUGUCCCUGAGGUGGGCAGAACCCUCUCAGUCCUGCGGUUAUGUUACCACAGCUGACUGUGGGGUUGUGUCCCGGGGGACCCCAGUGGGGUGGGGUUUAGAUUGGAUUGGUUUGCUGUCGCACCCCCCUUGCCUGUUCUUUCUGAGAUGCUUUCUUCAUUAGAUAGUGACUUCCAAGCACGCUGACUUCUCCCCGGGGCAGACUCCUACCCGAUUGGACAAAGGAAACCCUAUAGCCUGGGGGAGAGACUUAUUCUUAAUUUUCCUUUCUUAAAAAACUGAUUUUUUCCAUAAAUAUUUUUACUUCAGAGGACUAGGACCAGUUUGUUUUGGGCCCUUCUGCUGAAAAUUUGUCUCGUUUAAGAGGCAGCUAGGAUCUUUACCAUAUGUAUGAAUUUGUAUAAUUUCAUUUUGGAUAGGGAUAAACUUUUGCUUCUGAUAAAAGCUCGGAAUUUCAUCUGGUUCCUCAGAGUAUUGUAUGUGUGUCUUGCUGUGGCCCCAAAAAGGUUUCGUUGAAAGUUUCUGGAAUGGCAAGUUGUUUGCCUUUUCUGAAAAGAGAACAUACAAAACCUGACCAUCUUUAAGACCUUCAUCUGUGGAAACCACGUCGCAGGAGAAUGCGGUGGGACGGAGGGAAGGGAGACGCGGGCGGGGAAGCCCACUCUAGCUUCUGCUCGCGGCCUCCUCACAGCCCUUCGCUUCAGAUAGAAAUGUAUUCAAGCCCUAUUUAUAACCAGAUACUCGUCCUGCCUCCACCAACCCCCACAGAACACUACCGGGAUUGCCAAUCCCACUUGGGGCUGGAGCCAUUGGACAGCUGUCCUGUGGGAGAAGCACCGUGGUCUGGGUGGCUCCCCUGUGCAGCACCUUUUCUUUCUGUCCUCAAUGCCUGAAAGAGGCUGGAGUUGCUCUGAGAGCAGUUUGGUUUUGGAUGAUUUUAUUUGGUUUCUAUUUUUCUUAUUUUGGAUCACCAUUCUCCCUACCCCUUCUUGCCUCCCUCCCUCCUAAAUGUGUACAAUAACUAUACAGAGACUGCUACAAACGUGUAUAUAGUUUUUGGAUCAAAUAGCAUGAGGAGACGGGGAACCAUUAAAAAUCGGAACUCUG
This is a messenger RNA of Loxodonta africana (African savanna elephant), 5663 nucleotides long. RefSeq names its product GRB10 interacting GYF protein 2 (gene GIGYF2). The coding region runs from base 218 to 4084 and encodes 1288 amino acids. Lineage: Eukaryota; Metazoa; Chordata; Mammalia; Proboscidea; Elephantidae. The record is from RefSeq and is a predicted model, not a curated record. The transcript has 29 exons. Gene Ontology annotation, cellular component: vesicle; cytosol; membrane. Gene Ontology annotation, biological process: insulin-like growth factor receptor signaling pathway. Gene Ontology annotation, molecular function: protein binding.